Paramuricea clavata is the source of this 5759-nucleotide messenger RNA. NCBI's taxonomy places the organism in Eukaryota, Metazoa, Cnidaria, Anthozoa, Malacalcyonacea, Plexauridae. The record is from the annotation of a GenBank genome assembly.
AUGUCUAAGGCAUUCGACAGGGUAAACCAUUCCAAGUUGAUUGAUAAACUGCGUAGUUUUGGAUUCAAUAACAGCCUGCUUUCUUGGUUCCAGUUGUAUCGUCAGCAUCGUCAACAACAGGUGACAGUGCUUGGAUCAACAUCUACGUUUUUGCCUGUGUCUUCUGGUGUACUACAAAGAUCGAUCUUAGGACCGAUUAUGUUCCUAAUUUACGUCAAUGGUCUACCAGACGUCGUCACUUCAUCACCAGUAGCUGCCUUGGCCGACGACACCAAACUGUUCAAGCAUAUAUCCAACAUAACAGACAACUCACUUCUACAACAGGACUUGAACAAUGUCGAAGCCUGGUCUUCGUCUUCUGACAUGUCAUUCAACGAGAGAAAAUGCAAGGUUCAAACCAUAUAAAGAAAGACGUUUUUUUCCAAUUCAAGAACUUUCCAGGAUUUUCAAGGCCCGUGGACACCCUGCUAUUAUUUGUCAUGAAAGAAGCAAGUUCGUUCACAGACCACGAAAGCCAACAAAAUCCUUGGUUAUGUGAAAAGAACGACUAAAUUUGUAAAAGCAAUCCCCACCACUAGACGAACGAUUGGUUGUCCUUGUGCAUAAUCCUUGUGCAUUCAACAUUGAGUGACCAAAAGAAAUUGUUAAUUGGUCAAAUUUACCGUUUUAAAUUGGUUAAAAAUGCAACCAAUUAUGUAUUGGUCGAAAUGACCAAUAUCUAAUUGGUCAUGUCAGACUAACCAAUUCUUCAAUUGGUUAAAAUGACCAAUUCAAAUUGGUUGCAACCAAUUUGAAUGGGUCAUUUUAACCGAUUUGUUUUUACUAUGUGAACGGAUAGCUUCUUUAGCGAUAAGGUCCGUCAGAAAAACAGGAAUAAGCUGGGAAAUGGCAUUAAAACUGUUUACGACCUUCGCAGAUAUAUUGGACGCCAUCUUGGCUUCACUUUUCUCACAGGCCGAAUGACUGAAGUUCUUGCUCCAGAUAUAUAGAGAGCUCACUGCAUUCUUCCUGUUUUAGAUUUAGAUUUAGAAAAGACGACGAGGCAAAUACGAUGACGCUGUCUCAAUUUCAGCUCAAGAUUGAGAGCUAUAAGGACAUUGAUUAAUGUGAUAAAACUGAAGGUUUUUAAAAUAACCUUCGGGGAAAACGAUCCGCAGUCUGCUAUGCGACAAAUUUUAUGUAACUCCUCCAAUGUCGCAACAAGCAUUCACGUAGGUCGACAAAUUAUUCAAACAUUUUGUUUUGCAUGAAUAAUUUCUUUGUUCCGAAGGCGGCGUCUUUCAGUUCGCGUCCGGUUUUAUAUAAAUCUGUCUAGUAGAGACCUCACGAUGUAGGACGGCAACGCAACGACAACGGCCAGAAUAAAACCAUUCAAAUAAACGAUUGUAAAGAAAAUUUGUAGACUAUUAUUGAUCAUAUCGAUUUAAUACUGUUUGGUUAGCUUAAAAUAGUGGCUUUAUUGUUGAGAAAGUUCCACUGUAGUACCGAGUUAAUUUGCUGAGUAUCACGUCUCGCGUCUUGAAAUGCAUGAAGGCGUUUUAUCCAAGACGUAAAAGUUUGUAGUUUCCCGUUGUAAGGGACCGGUCAUAAAGUAACUGCUAGGGUGGGCUGGAGUGAUUUGGGAUGGGCCAUGGAAAAUCUUUCGGCAGUUUCGAUGGGCCACCAAUUUUUUGGUAUGUCAACGGUUGGGCCACCAAACAAAAACUCAUGUUAAUUAUAUAUUACAUAAAGAUAUUAAUUAAUAAUAAAAGUAAACAAAACUAUCCAAAUUAUCAAGUGCAAAUGAUGCUAUUGAAGCCAGUACUUUGUUUUAUACAACAACAAGAAGUGGUCGAAUCACAGCAAAUACAACCAACUGGAGAGCAGUUCAGUAUCGUAAUUGGUGAUGAAUGUGUUGGUCAAGCAUGGUGUAAUUAUGUAUGUCGAUACAGUGCCAGUGUAUGUUAAUUUAUACAAUGUUCAUACCUGCAAAUUUUUUUAAUUAUAAAAUUGUAUUUUCCCAAUUUAGAUUGGGUGGGUGGGUCAUGAAAUAAAUUUGGUAAGAUUAGAUGGGCUUUGAAAUUUUUAUCCAUAUCCUAAGAUGGGUCACCAGACGUAUUGGCAAAAUUUGUGAUUUACCUCCAGCCCACCUUGGCAGUUACUUUAUGACCAGUCCCUUAUCUCAGGGCAGGAAAAAAGAAUUUUCUUCUUGGAGCACAACCUGGCAGUAAACACGAAGUUCUAGGAAGAUGUUCUGUGAUUGGUUGACUAUGACAAUGACAAAAGACGUAAUUGGCUUACAUAAACAAAAGGAAUAUUGUUGUUGCUUCGUUCUUUAGAAAUCCAUUCUAUAGUUUAUUCUUUUGUCAUUGUCAUAAUCAACCAGUCACAGAACAUCUUCCUAAAGAUCUUCGUGCCGACCCCAACCUGGAGACAAAAAUGUCCUGCAGACCAACGGAGUAUUUUUGUGCUAUAUCUGCAUGUGCAUAAACAUAUAGUGUUCUAGCUCACCAUGGUUUUAAAUUUAAGGAAUAAUGUCUGUCAAUCAUAUGUUGUUGCGCCCAUAGUGGGACAUGGGUGUUAAGGUUUCCUUCGAAUUUUCAAUAGCAAAUCUUCAUUCAAACGAAUUUCCUGCAGCUGGUUAACAUUUCCUGCAAGCAAUGCUCGUAUGCUUGCCUAUUUUUUUCUACCCCUACCUUAUCUCAUAACACAAACUGGUCUCUAUCAUGUACUGUACCUUCUUUUAAGGUUUAUUAUUAUUAUUAUAAAAAAAAUUAUUAUUUUUUAAAAAAAAUAUUUUUUUUAAAAAAAUUUAAUUUUAUUAUUAUUUUUAUAAAAUAUAUAUUAUUAUGAAUAAGUGUGACUCCUAUUUCCAGGGCAGCGCUGGAAAGGUGAUGGUAAUUCAUGAUUCUCCUUAUUACGUUUUCCUAGCCUUUUGUAUUGUGGUUAUACUGUAGUGGUAUCACUGAUAAAGACAGCCGGCUCGAAUGAAAAUAUUGAAUGUUUUCGCGAAUAUUUUGCUGUUGUGGCUAUCGCGCACCUGACCCUAGCUUGUUUUAAAAGUUCUUGCACGGGUCAGGACAGAAAAUAAGCCAUCUUGAAUAUCAGUGAUACCACUAUAACCACAAUGCAAAGCGCUACGAAAACAUAAUAAGGGGAAUCUAGUAUUAAUUUUCUUAAUAAUUAAUCGAAAAUAUAAAUUUUUCAGAUUGCUGUUCUUCAUAAUGAAGUUGAGCGGGCAAAAAGUGAACAGAACAGGUACAUUUAUGCAAUAGUGUCUUGAGACGUUAGGAUCCAAUGUAGCUAGCGUUUCUUUUACUAGAGUACUUUACAAAUCAAAGAGAGACGUGAAAAUUAAGUUAUUUUUUAUCAUUCACGAAUCCCCAUAAUCAAAAGCUUUGUAUGUUGUUCAAAUUCUAUUUUAUCUUUGUGAAGGUUGGAUCAAGAACUGGACUUUCUGGUAUCACAACAGAACGAGCUGGAGGAUUUAUUAAAACCUCUCGAAGAAUCUGUGAAGCACCAUAACGGGGAAUAUGCACAGGAACCCGACAGAGAGCGAGAAAAAAUGUAAGUUAUAGUUGCAGGGCCUCAGGUUCAAAUCCUGCAAGAGGACCUAGAAUUGGGAGAGACGGGAAAAAAUUUAAGGGAGGUACAGCGGUUUAGCUCACGACCCCCAUGGAAAGUUAGGGCUUAGAACGAGCCAAAGUCAACAAUGUAUUAAUAAAUUACGACUGUACAACUCAUCCAAUUUUGCCCUUUAUUACAAUUACUACAAAGUUUCUUUCAAAACAUUGCAUUAAAAGGGUACUUGACACGGAGAUGUAUGGCUAUAACUGUUUCAAUUUUACAGAAAAACUUUCUUACGAAGUGUAGACCCUAAGCAACCAAAAAAUGUCAAAUUUUCACUUUAAUCUAUCAUUGAAACUUUCCCAGGGGGGGGUGCAUAACGUUUCAGGGGAGGUGCAGAAAUUCUCAGGGGAGGUGCAAAACGAUCUCAGGGGAGGUGCGCACUUCCCCACACCUCCCCUCAAAAUUCGGCCAUCGUAACUGACCAUCUGAUCGCCUUCUUUCAGCUACACCAUGGCAGAGAAAUGCGAUGGUCAACUCAAAGGAAUGGUUCAAGACCUGAAGGAAGUCAUUGACUACCUAAAUUCUACGAACGCCAAUCAACAGCAAGAAGACAACCCGGUAUGUUCACUACAGCAUAGUAGGGGGUGGGGUGUGUGGGAGGUAACCCAGAGUUGAAAAAAAGUUCAACCUUCCUCAGGGUAAAUUUCAAGUUUUCAAACCAUCUUCAAAGCAAUUUGAAUAGACCCAUUGCACAUGACAUCACAGCGCCGGUGACGAUGCAUCUGGAGGACAGAUUGGCAAUCUAUGCAUAAUAUAACUAUUGUAAACAAAGCAAAAUUUGUAAAACUUUAUAAGAAUUUUGUACUAAAUUGGUUAAUUUUUGCGCUGUAUGUGGUUGUUGUACCCGAACAGAUAUUGUUAGGGAGCAUCUGGAGGACACUCUAAGGAUUUGUGACGUCAGUGCAAUGAGUCUAUUAUCUUUUUUUCAAAUUUGCAAAAUAUAUAAAUUAUGUCAUUCAAAUUCUUAUUCCUUUAACCGUGAAUUUUGUUACGCUAACCACUUGUGCUGUUCUAUUUUCACAUCAAAGGUGAUUCAAAUAGCGAAAAUACUCAACGUCCAUAUGGACUCCUUGCAAUGGAUUGACCAAAACUCAGGUACGAUGAGAUUUUCGUCAUCUGUGAUCACUGAUAACCAACUAAAGAAUAUACGUAAAUAUAUAUUGAAGACACUGCAUGCUCCACGCAAACUAUAUCAUAAUGAUUUGAUAUUUCGUUGAUAGUUUUACUGCAGAAGAGAGUGGAUGAAAUUGCCAGAUUGAGUGAAAUGAGGCGAAAAGAGUACGAAAGAUCAUUUAGAUUGGUAAGUGAGACCAAGAAAUUUGGUUCCUAGAUAAAUUCUACCUUAUAAGCCCGGAUCUAGUGAGAGUUGGCAGUCACGCGAUCUUGGUUAGCUGUUCUUAAUGCUUUCCCGAACAGUAUCUAUUUAGGUUAAAACCUAGUUGGAUCUCGGAACACUUAUCAAACCUUGAUUUUGCUUGAAAUGUCCCCCAUAACAAUGGACAACUUGCAUGUUAGACUAAAUUUUAAUCUGAGUAAAGAGAAGGGAAUCAAACACUACAGCUAAAAAGAACAUAAUGAAAUUAGUAAAAUUGCAAAAUUUGGUUGCGAAAUGUUGUAAUGCUUGGAAAAUACAGUCUUGUGCAAAGUUUGCAUAUUUUGUAUAUGUUUGUAUUACGUGCGGAAAUUGUUACCAUUUUCGGCUCAAAAAUGGUAACAAUUUCCGCACGUAAUACAACACAUACAAAAUAUGCAAAUUUCGCAAGGCUACAUUUUCCGUAUUUUACAACAUUUCGUAACCAAAUUUAGCAAUUUUACUAAUUUUAAUAAGUUCUUUACGGAAAUUCACUUUUUUUGCCUAGAUAAAAAAUUAGUCUAACAUGCAAGUUGUCCAUUCGUCACUGCCAACUCUCAUCAACUUUCAUCAACUCUUAUCAACUCUCAUCAACUCUCAUCAACUCUUAUCAACUCUCAUCAACUCUCAUCAACUCUCAUCAACUCUCAUCAACUCUCAUCAACUCUUAUCAACUCUCAUCAACUUUCUUCGACCGAGGCUUUGGUGGAAGUGGUCACUAUUGAGACUUCUAAGAGCAAUCCAAUGAAACAUUAUUUUUCUUAAUUUAGUGUCAUUAUCUUUUUAGGGUUUUGAUUGA